UGAUCACUUGCAUCUUAAGCCAGACUACUAAUUUCGAAACGUAUACGUCAUAUUACCGCUACAAGACUGAUCACAAUUCACAAAAACUUCACAUUCAAGAGAUGGAGAAGCUUGUUUCAAACUGGUGCAAAAGUAAACCCUUACCUGAGUCUUAUAUAUUCCCACCGGAAACAAGACCCGGCAAGCUUCUUGUUCCUAUAUGCAAUACCAUUCCAGUAAUCGAUCUGAGUAAAGCUGAGGGUCAAAACCGAACUGAUAUCAUUCAGCAGAUUUUGAAGGCUAGCCAAGAGUUUGGAUUUUUCCAGGUUGUUAACCAUGGAAUUCCAAAAAACCUGAUGAAUGAAAGCAUGGAUGUUUUCAAGGAGGUCUUUCAGAUGCCUGCGGAGGAAAAGGCCAUUCUCUACUCCGAUGAUCCCAAAAAAAGCUGCAGGCUUUUGACAAGCAGUCCAAACUAUGAUUGGGAAGAGAUUCACGUUUGGCGUGACAAUUUGCGACACCCUUGCCAUCCUUUAGAAGAAUCCAUUAAACUUUGGCCUGAAAAGCCAACUAGAUACAGGGAGGUUGUGUCAACAUAUUCAAUUGAAGCAAAGAAAUUGGGUUUAAGGAUCCUGGAGUUAGUUUCUGAAGGCUUAGGGCUAGAAUCUGGCUACUUCGGGGAUAAAUUAAGUGAAGCUUUGUCAAUAUCAGUUAACCAUUACCCAACCUGUCCUGAUCCGAGUUUAACUCUUGGACUAAGUAAACAUUGCGACGCUAACCUCAUAACCAUUCUCCAUCAGGGAGAUGUAAGCGGGCUUCAAGUCUUCAAGGAUGGGGAAUGGAUAGGUGUUGAGCCUUUGCAUAAUGCAAUUGUGAUUAACAUAGGGCACCAGUUACAGAUUAUCAGUAACAACAAGCUAAAGAGUGCCGAACAUCGGGUUGUAACAAACUCAAAAGUUGCACGCACAACAGCUGCCUUCUUCAUUGGCCCUUCAGAUGAUAGCAUUAUAGAACCGGCGAAAUCUCUAACAAAUCAUGCCUGCAACCCUCCACUGUAUCGUGCUUUUGAAUACAAAGAAUUUAUACUUAACUUCUACUCCAUGAUGGGAUACGAUGAACUCUCUCUGAAGCCUUUUAAAUUGUGAGCUUAAUUAACAAUAUUGUAAUAGAAAUUAUGUAUGAAAUUAAAUAUGAUGCGAGAUAAAAAGAAAAAAAAAACUCUUUUUCUCCUUUA
Messenger RNA from Durio zibethinus, 1210 nucleotides. NCBI's taxonomy places the organism in Eukaryota, Viridiplantae, Streptophyta, Magnoliopsida, Malvales, Malvaceae. The record is from RefSeq and is a predicted model, not a curated record.